CUCCACCGCCCACGGGGGCAAUUAUUAUCAACGGCCACAAGGGAGAAGAACUGCAAUGACGCUCGCCGCGGUGGCCCAGCUCACAUCAAGCGGCCUCAUCGCCGAGAAUCUGUCGACGUGCAUCUCGCUGAUCCGGCGGGCCUCGUCGGCGGGCGCCAAGGCCAUUUUCCUGCCCGAGGCGACCGACUUCAUUGCCCCCGCCGCCUCGGUGGCCGCCCUCACGCGCUCCGCCGAAGCAAGAGACUUUGUCCAGGGUAUCCGCGACGCAGCGAAAAGCGCGGGCAUCUGGGUCUCUGUGGGCAUCCAUGAAGAUCCUUCGGGCGGAUCCUCCUCCUCCUCCCCCUCCAGCACCGCAAAUGGCAAGGGCCAGGAGAGGUGCUACAAUACCCAGCUGCUCGUCGAUGAGCGCGGCGAGGUGCGGGCACGGUACAGAAAGACGCACCUGUUCGACGUCGACAUCAAGGGCGGCCUCACCAUUCUCGAGAGCAAUACCACCGUUCCUGGCGAGGAGCUCCUUGACCCCAUCAACACACCACUAGGAAACGUAGGGCUCUUGACUUGCUACGACUUGCGCUUCGCCGAGCCAGCGCUGGCACUCCGCGCAAGGGGCGCCCACGUCAUCACGUACCCCUCGGCUUUCACGGUGCGGACCGGCGCCGCGCAUUGGGAGGUCCUUCUGCGGGCGCGCGCCAUCGAGACGCAGUCUUGGGUCCUCGCCGCUGCCCAGGUUGGCGCUCAUGCAGGAACUGCGCGCGUGUCAUGGGGACAUGCCAUGAUCGUGGACCCCUAUGGCUCUGUCGUGGCACAGACGAGCGACAUGCAGCCAUACAAGCCCACCUUCUGCCUCGCAGACAUCGAUCUGGACUCGUUGGAGAAUGUCCGGAGAGAGAUGCCGCUCUGGGACCAGAGACGGACGGACCUGUACCCUCGAAUUCCAUAGGCUCACGGCCCGCUUUGAUGCUACUAUUAUUACACACACGCAUACACACGUCUUCGUUGUCUUGCUGCUCUAUGCACCGAUGGUUUGGGCCACUUCUUC
This is a messenger RNA of Acaromyces ingoldii, 1039 nucleotides long. Its product is annotated as putative NIT2-nitrilase. Bases 56 to 940 code for a protein of 294 amino acids. The record is from RefSeq and is a predicted model, not a curated record. Lineage: Eukaryota; Fungi; Basidiomycota; Exobasidiomycetes; Exobasidiales; Cryptobasidiaceae. The transcript has 4 exons. Gene Ontology annotation, molecular function: hydrolase activity, acting on carbon-nitrogen (but not peptide) bonds, in linear amides.